AUGACGCAGGAUACACUCCCUCAAAGGUCUUCAGAAAUUGUUCAACACGCCCAUCACACAAACUACCCAGCAGUUGAAAAUAACUUCGAGCCCGAGCUUUCAAAAUCUGGACAGCAGUCUUCACAGACGUCAACAAACACCGUGCAGAAGACAUAUAGGUAUCUUGAAUGGAGCACACUGCCCAGCGAUAUUUACCCAUUUCCCGAGAGGCUUCCAGCCUCAGUGAUGAAGCAGACCGACCCUUUCACAUGGAAAAAAGAGCAUAAGAGCAUGAUAUUGGCAUUGGCUUGUUUUUCAACAGGGAUGACGGCGUACGCUGCAGGGGCUUAUACAAGUGGAAUUAGCCAGAUGUCAGAGGAAUGGGGAGUUGGCAGGACUGCAUUGUGUACGGAAGAAGACAAGUUUUUCUAUGGACAUUCGGAUUAUUCAACAUAUGCCACCUUUCAUCUGCACUUUGUCAUAGCUAUCCAGAUCUCAGGUCGUAAUAUGCUUGCCGGAUGUUUCCCCUUGGUUACGAACGCAAUGUUUCAUCGUAUGACCUUUGCAGGGGCCUCAAGUUUUCUUGGGGGAGUUGCGGCAUUGUUAACAAUUGUGCCAUGGGUCUUGGUAUUCUUCGGAACUAGGAUUAGAGCACGGAGUGCGUUUGCUAAGGAAAUCAUGGCAAUUUAA
Morchella sextelata is the source of this 669-nucleotide messenger RNA. RefSeq lists its product as uncharacterized. The coding region runs from base 1 to 669 and encodes 222 amino acids. The transcript is spliced from 5 exons. Gene Ontology annotation, biological process: transmembrane transport. Lineage: Eukaryota; Fungi; Ascomycota; Pezizomycetes; Pezizales; Morchellaceae. The record is from RefSeq and is a predicted model, not a curated record. Gene Ontology annotation, molecular function: transmembrane transporter activity.